Messenger RNA from Endocarpon pusillum Z07020, 312 nucleotides. RefSeq lists its product as uncharacterized. NCBI's taxonomy places the organism in Eukaryota, Fungi, Ascomycota, Eurotiomycetes, Verrucariales, Verrucariaceae. The transcript has a single exon. The record is from RefSeq and is a predicted model, not a curated record. The coding region runs from base 1 to 312 and encodes 103 amino acids.
AUGGCCAAAGCCCUAGACGAAAUCGCCGAAAUCGCCGAAAUCAUGGAAAACCCAGAAAAUGUCAAUUCUUCUGAAGCGUCCGCCAUGGACACCAAAGUCGGCGCAGCAGUGACGAUACUGGUCCGUUCCUUGCACCCUCGGCUAACCAGGCAGAUCGGUAUCGGGUCUGCCCACAAUGGGACGGUCCACGCGGCCGAACCGACUGCCAUCGAUUGUACCGUGGAGGCGAUUCAGGAGGAAGCUACGGAUCAGACACUCGAGGAGACUGAAUUGGAAAAAAGACAUUCACCAUCAUCAGUGACAGCAAAUUAG